Fomitopsis serialis is the source of this 537-nucleotide messenger RNA. RefSeq lists its product as uncharacterized. The record is from RefSeq and is a predicted model, not a curated record. The transcript has 4 exons. Lineage: Eukaryota; Fungi; Basidiomycota; Agaricomycetes; Polyporales; Fomitopsidaceae. The coding region runs from base 1 to 537 and encodes 178 amino acids.
AUGGGCUGCCUCAUCUCUCAUCUUCGGUGCAGUGCUGCCAGUGGCCACAAGCCCUAUACUGCGGAGCAGUUGCAGCAGCUCCUGCCAAGCGAAGAAAGUUUGUCGAAGGGGAUCGCGUGUCGCUCGCAUGCCAGUGCCAGCGAUCCGGCUGCAUUUGCCAGCACCAACCUACUCGCAGAGAGUCUCGCGCUGCACACCGUUGCUUACCUUCGCUCCAGCGGCUGGGGCUGGCGAAGGACCCGACUCGGACGCGCGCAUCAGAGGGUUCAUGCUGCGCGCGGGCCAGUCGAGAUGAUUAUCGCGUUCACCGCCAUCCUCCUGCGCGACUCACCCGUCCUACCGAUGCGUCAAGCGACGAUCCUACACGGCAUUCGCUUGGCGUUGGAAGCAUUGCUUACCCAGCAAGACAUCGACUGGGUCGACGUCCUGCCGCUUGCGGAACACGCUGUGCGCAUCGCAGAGUCAUUCGGAUCCACGGACACCGAGGAUGGCGCCUCGAGUAGCUUGCCUUCCUUAGAAACCGUCAGUAGUACAUAA